Molecule: messenger RNA, 354 nt
Organism: Phytophthora sojae
Lineage: Eukaryota; Oomycota; Peronosporomycetes; Peronosporales; Peronosporaceae
Exons: 3
Coding region: 1-354 (117 amino acids)
Source: RefSeq, a predicted model, not a curated record
AUGGAAGAGCAGAUCUACCGCUUCCUGCUCGACGAUGUCGCGCUGGACGUGUGCUUCGAGAUGCACCGCCAGAUCUCGGUGGACGGACUGAGCCUCGAGGAGCUCUACGACGUCGAGCCCAUCGAGCGGACAGUGGACACGCCCGUCGUGGAGCAGGACAGCGUGUUCGUGAGCUGCCUCUACUGCAAGCGACAGGUGCACGCGUCUCGGUACACGAACCACCUCGAGAAGUGCAUGACAGGCAGCAGACGCAUGGUGACCCCAAAGCAGCGGCAGGACGCGGCCCGGGAGACCGAGCGCAAGCAGCUGCAGAUACUGGGCAAGCCGCAACUCUACGGAGCCCACGCGCCCUAG